Messenger RNA from Podarcis lilfordi (Lilford's wall lizard), 14753 nucleotides. The record is from the annotation of a GenBank genome assembly. Lineage: Eukaryota; Metazoa; Chordata; Lepidosauria; Squamata; Lacertidae.
CACCGGCAGCAGCAGCAGCAGCAGCAAGACGCGGCAACGGCGCCGGGUUUGGUUCAGUAUGUCCACCACCGCUCGGCGCCGGCGGCGACCGAGGCUUGCAGCCGUCAGCCGGCAGCAGCGGCUGAGCUUCCCGGGUCUUUAACUUGACCCUCUGCCGCCGCCGCCGCCUCCUUCUCCUGAGGUAGGGGAGGCAAUGGUAAUGAACUGACCCGGCGGCAGCGGCCAACAACCCAGCCUUCUUCUGCGCUCCCCACUCACGGUAAGGAGCGGCGAGGGAAGCGCGCGCUUUUCUCACCCUGCCGCCCACAUACACACACACACAAACACCCGCCGUCCCGGGAGGCGGCGAAGUGAAGUCGACCCAGUCACAACAAACAGCAACAACCAACACGAUAUUUUCCAAAGGGGGAGAGAGAGGCGCUGCUCUUUGCCCAGGGAAGGAGAGGCAGGCAGGAGCGCGCGCGCGCGCGGUGGAGCCACACAGCGUGCAACCUUCACGGCCAUGUGCAAAAGGCGGGGGGGGGGGAUGGCGGGAGCCGGGGUCAGAAGCGGGAGGUGCCCAGACAAGGGAGCUGUUUUUUUGGGGGGACGGACUAAUAAUGCAGUGCCAUUGGAGUGGGGAGGGCGUGGGAGAUAGGAGGAGUUGACAGUUGGGCGGCUGGCAGGCAGCAGGAGGAGCUGGGGGAGGGGGCUGCCUGCGUGUGUAUGGGGGGGGGGGGAGAAGCUGGUUGGCGCGUGCAUUAAAGGGACCCGACUCCCCCCCCCCUCCGCCAGUUUCCCUCGAGGAGCAGCGAAGGAGGAGAGAUCUGCUGUCUAAAGCGAAGCUUCGGUUGCUGCUGGGUCUUUGAGGAAUUCCUAGAAUGUGGUAUGUUGCUGGGUUUUCUUUCUCCACACCCCCCCUUCCGUGUGUGUGUGUGUGUGUGUGUGUGUGUGUAUCUCUAUAUGUGCACGCGAGAAUUCUUCGCCAAAGGGAAAGGCGUUCUCCCCCCCCCCCCCGCUAAUGAGGGAGAUGCUGCCUUUAUUUCCCCCCCAAAUGGAACAUCGCCGCCCGGGCUUGGCAACAGCAGCACCCGAGCGAGCGAAGUGGCCCCCGGCGCAGCGAGCACACGCACACUUUUCUCUCACACCGAGAUUGUGGCAGCUUGCAAAGUGCGUGGGAGAUCAGAAGUAUUUUGCCCUCUGGCUCUCCGAAGAGAAGUGCGGCCGUUUCUUUCUUUCUCUCUCUCUCUCUCUCUCUCUCUUUUAAUAACCCGGCGCUUUUGUGUGCAGGGAAACGCAAGCCUCAUUCAAGGAACGGGCUAAGUUGUCCUGCAAAUCUCCCAGAGCUUCAGUGAUCUUGAACAUGAGAACCGGAGGGAGCCGAGAUUGGUUCGACUCCUAAUCCCUCUCGUAUAAAUGCAAUUUGAGGAGGGUGUGUGUGUGUUGUCGUCGAGACCAGUUCCUAAACUAUUUUAUUUAUUUAUUUUUGCUAAUGUUUAGUGGAGCCCAGUCUCUUUUUUUUUUCCAGACAGACUUCUGCGGCUUACAGUAGGCAGUGUGGUUAUUUAUUUAUUUAUUUAUUUAGUGAGACUUGGCUGUUCAAAGAGUUGAAUAGAUAUGUUUAGAGAAGCAGUGCUUUCCAAGAAUUUAAAUGAGGUCUUUUCUUUUUUUUUUAAUGGCUUUCCAGGACUUUUCUAUUAGCUCUCAUUGUUUUCUCUGGCUGACCUUUUGGUAGUUUAGCAACUGUACUGAAUUUUAAGACAGAAGUAUAUGGUCAACACAAACAUUUUGUUGUGCGUCUUUUGUUUGUUUUUCUGUGCAACUGGAAAUAUUUAUUGCAAUCACCAUGGUGGGAAAUAUUUGCAUUUAACAAUAUGAUUUACAGUUGUUGUUGUUGUUGUUAUAAUAAUAACAACAAUAUGUUCUAAUACCAGCUUUUCCUUCAAUCAGAUGUUUUGUGUUUCCAUAAAGCGUUUAUGUGUUUUAGAAUGGUAUAGUCGAAUCACAAGGGCAGAAACGAUUUAGAUUGCGAGCCUUGUUACUUACAUGCUUAUGAUUGCACUGAGGUCACAGGUUACAUGACUGUUCACAUGUUUCACUGAACACAGGGACAUACCGUCUCUACACAUGUACAAAUGUUUGUUCAUUUGCAGUUUGGCUGAUUAUGUACAUAGACUGUGCACUGGUUGAAUAUUGCAUGUGAAUUAUUGAAUGAGUGUGCUGCUUAACUAUCUGUAUGUACGUACAUUGAAUGUCCAUCUAGACAUGUUGACUCAAAAGUAAGCCCCAUUGAAUUCAGUGAUCUUUACUUCCAGCCAUAGUUUCUGAUUUCAAGCAUUUGCACUUCAAUCCUAAACACUUUGACUUUGAAGCAGUUUCUAUUGAUGAGAGUAGUUCUGUUGAGAAUACAUUAUAUGGAAAUAAGCUUCCCUGAAAUUAAUGGGUUUCAUUGCAAGUGAAACUACUAAGGUUUUAAGGCUCAGUCAACACUUUGGGGGGUAUCUCUGUGUUAAAAUUAAAAUUAAACCAGGAUUUCUUCCAAGAAGAACCAUUGCACUGUUGCUUUUUAAUAGUUGAAGAAAAUAGCUCAGAUAAUUUUUGAGGAAUCAUUUCAAGUGAUGGGGGAAAGUGUAUUCUAAUUUUAGAACUGAACUCUUUUUCUUUUUCAAGAAAAUGCCAAUCACUUCACUAAAAUGCCUGGGAGUUUAAAGUUGAAAUUGGACAUGGAAAUAGCUAGUACUCAGCAGAAGUGCUUUGAAUCUUCAGAGAAGAUUUGCCAUGAUUGGGGCUGAGUUAAAGAACCUGUAGAAAAAUCACAUGCUGUGAAUGUGUGGACUACUUUGCAAGAGGUUUUCCCCUCAGAGCUCAUAAACCGCACAACUAAGGGAAACUGUGAUGCAUGCAUGAAUAGUAAGAUUUCAUUGUGUAGCAUAGUCAUAUUGCAAUGGAAGUUAGGAAUGGAAGUCAUUCUGCACAGUAUUUGGAUGCACAGACGAGAUAUGAGCUGUAAAUGCACUUGGGUGCAUCUACAUUUCUAUCCUACCUUUCCUCUCGGGAGCUCAAGGCGCAAUGUAAAUGGUCCUCCCUUCCUUUUAUUCUCACAGCAACCCUGGGAGGUAGGCUAGGCUGAGAAACAACAGGUCCAAGUCACCCACUGGAUGGCUCAGUAUGGAUUUGAAACUGGGUGUUCCAAGUCUUAAACGUUACACUACGUUCUAAAGAUGUAGGUAGUCCUGGUCUAUAUUAAAGAUGGUUGGUGGGAGCAACUGUAAAAUUUUGGUAUAAAAAUUUGGGUCAGAGCUUCGAGAUAGGAGGUCUUUGUAGGAGAAAGCCCUAUGAAUCUUUUGAUCAUACAGAGUUUAUGAUAUUUGCAUUUCUCCAAGUAGUUCCACAUACAGUGGUACCUCGGGUUACAUACGCUUCAGGUUACAUAAGCUUCAGGUUACAGACUCUGCUAACCCAGAAAUAGUACCUUGGGUUAAGAACUUUGCUUCAGGAUGAGAACAGAAAUCGUGCUCCGGCAGCGCUGCAGCAGCAGGAGGCCCCAUUAGCUAAAGUGGUGCUUCAAGUUAAGAACAGUUUCAGGUUAAGAACGGACCUCCGGAACAAAUUAAGUACUUAACCCGAGGUACCACUGUAUGUGGAAAGCAAAUUUAUAAGAUGUGUGAACUGUCGAAUCUUAUGUUUCAGAAUUUCUGUGAAUUUGAGGUAGAAGACCUGUGAGAUUCCUUAUCAGUAUCAUGAAUCGCCCGCCCACCCAAUAAAUAUAGUAUUGGAGCCUAUAGCAUUGUUGAGAUACUAUCAAGGUCAGGUUGCACAUCAAAACGAUUGGCGUCAUAUAUGUACUUCCAUUUUGUGAAUGUUGUUUACCAGUAAUAAUGGCAUCUUUAUGCAUUUGCAUGGAUGCAUGUUGCUUCUGGAAGUGUACACGAUGCAUUUGUAUAUGCAUAUAGUGCAAGGCAUACUCCUGUAGGGGCAGUGUUUUGAACCUAAACUUUAUAUAACCUUUCAAGUGUGGGUGACUUCAACAAGGAGCUGCCCUCUGCCUCCUCAUUCUGAGGGAUCAAUACUUGAUUUUUAGUUAACAUGUACUAAAUACACUGGAACACGAACCCAAUAUACAAGGUUUUUCUUCUUUGCAAAGAUUUUCAGUGCAUGUUGACAUGUUGACUGUAACAUUGUGAUGGCUGGCAUGUGUGAAUCACAGAUUCAUAAGUAAGCAAGCAUUGAGUGUACAGUGGUACCUCGGGUUGCAUACGCUUCAGGUCACAUACGCUUCAGGUUACAGACUCCGCUAACCCAGAAAUAGUACCUCGGGUUAAGAACUUUGCUUCAGGAUGAGAACAGAAAUCGUGCUCCGGCAGCGUGGCGGCAGCAGGAGGCCCCAUUAUCUGAAGUGGUGCUUCAGGUUAAGAACAGUUUCAGGUUAAGAACGGACCUCCAGAACAAAUUAAGUACUUAACCCGAGGUACCACUGUACAUGAGUGAAACUAGAACUCUUAGUUACAGUAUGAGACACUCAGUGUUUAUAUCAUUUGUUCUAAUGCAUGAACUGUGGUUUCAGAGAACAUCCAUGUUUGUAGAUGGGUCACAAGGAUCUACGUGGAGGUGUGAUGUUACACUAAACUACUAAACAUAUUUGAGAGCAAAUAACGUUUGUGGCAAUCUUUUCCUGGGGUGAGAGGUAUAUGCAGAAACAACAGGUCUUUGUGAACAGCUUGAUUGACUCCACUGACCAGUGGAACUGACCUCUGCUUGGAAAGGGAUGAUGAGAAGUUACUUGCUGAACUUGGCAGAAGGGAGAACAGGAAACUUGUUCAAUGGAAUUGGCAUGGACAGCAUCAUUAGGAAAAAGGAACAUGGGAGGUUUUGAUUUAAGUAAAGAAACCUAAACCCAUUUUCUUUAGGUGGAUACUACUUAAUCGUUGUAGGGACGCGGGUGGCGCUGUGGGUUAAACCACAGAGCCUAGGACUUGCCAAUCAGAAGGUCGGCUGUUCGAAUCCCCGCAACAGGGUGAGCUCCCGUUCCUUGGUCCCAGCUCCUGCCAACCUAGCAGUUUGAAAGCACAUCAGAGUGCAAGUAGAUAAAUAGGUACCGCUCUGGCGGGAAGGUAAACGGAGUUUCCGUGCACUGCUCUGGUUCGCCAGAAGCGGCUUAGUCAUGCUGGCCACAUGACCCGGAAGCUGUAUGCCGGCUCCCUCGGCCAAUAAAGCGAGAUGAGCGCUGCAACCCCAGAGUCGUCCGCGACUGGACCGAAUGGUCAGGAGUCCUUUAACCUUUACCUUUACUUAAUCGUUAUAGUUCUAUUAAGGAGUCUGUGCCACACACCCUUUCUGUAGCAAUGCUGUUGUCCCUUCUCAUGGUGGUAAAGUGUACCUGAAAUCAUUUGAAGAACCAAGGUUUUAUAUUUUAUUUUAGCAACGAGUUUCGGUAAUUUAACAGGGUUUCAUGAUAUGGUGGUUUAGACUUCAAACCGUUUCACUGCCUCUGGGUCUGAACUGAAGCAGUGCUGGGACAGCAUGUGGAUAUUGGCUUAGCCUUCUUUGCUGACUUGUUUCUGCAGGUGUGGAAUAAGAUCUGAGCUUUGCUUUUCAUUUCUUUAAGAGUACACACUGGCCCAGUUCACACAUAACACUAAGCCUAACAAUGGCUUAGAGCAAACAAGAGAAUGUGUCGAUUCUCAGAGAAAAUCUGCCUUCCCUGAUACCCAGGCCUUAGCCAUGGUUUGGCUUAGCAUUAUGUCUGAACCCAGGCUCAUCAGAGCAACUGCAAAUGGUAAACCAAAAAUAAACCUUGAUUGCAGCUUCUGAUUUGUCAGAAGUGAGGCAAACCAUGAGCCUCGGUUCAGGCAUAAUGCAAAGCCAAACCAUGGCUUAGGACCUUAGGUGUAUUAAAUGUAGUGACAGCAGGACCAGGGGAGGAGUGCAGUGUCUGUGAUUUUCACUCUGAGCAUCUGCAUGUUUGCUCAUUCACACUAAGUCAUGGCUUGACUUGGUGUUAGGUGGGAACUGGGUCAUUGUGCACUUGCUAAUGAAAGUUAUCUUAUAGAGCAGCAUUUUCCAUGCAUUGAUAUAGUUGACCAUAUUAUAGUAAAGGUAAAGGUACCCCUGCCCGUACGGGUCAGUCGUGUCCGACUCUGGGGUUGCGCGCCCAUCUCGCUUAAGAGGCCGGGGGCCAGCGCUGUCCGAAGACACUUCCGGGUCACGUGGCCAGCGUGACAAGCUGCAUCUGGCGAGCCAGCGCAGCACACGGAAACGCCGUUUACCUUCCCGCUAGUAAGCGGUCCCUAUUUAUCUACUUGCACCCGGGGGUGCUUUCGAACUGCUAGGUUGGCAGGCGCUGGGACUGAGCAACGGGAGCGCACCCCGCCGCGGGGAUUCGAACCGCCGACCUGACGAUCGGCAAGUCCUAGGCGCUGAGGUUUUACCCACAGCGCCACCCGUGUCCCCGGCCAUAUUAUAGAUGGUGCUAAAAUUGCUGCAGGGGACAAGAACUCUGCUAAUCCCCGUAUUUCUGAAUACUAUACCUCAGAUUUAAGGCAAAGAUUGCACCAUUUUCAAAUGCCUGCAUGGCUGCUUUUCUGUGCUGAGUGGUACUGGUUGUCUCUUGGUCUGGUAGUUCUUAAGCCUUGGGUGUGUUUGUCAACAAUGUAUUUCAGAAACGUCAGAAAGCAGUUCUGUGUUUAUUACUGCUAUGUUAAAAGAUAUCCAAAACACUUUUUUUUCCAAAUUAGAGGCCUGAAGACACCUCCUUUCUUUCUGACAAGUGCUUGGCAGCCCUCCUUAUCUUCCUUAGAAAACAUUUCCCCUAAUAUUACAUCCUUAUUGGCAAUUUUUGGACUUUAGCAUUACCCAGAAGCCUCCCUCAUGAUUCGGCAGUGAGAUAAAUGAACUCGGAGCACACAGACCUCACCCUUUAUGAGGCUAAGGUGUAGUUCUGUGUUUGCUAGGUGGUGCAGCCAAUUACUAGGCAUUCCUUUCCUAUGCUUCCUCUUGGUCGCAGGGAGAGAGGCUUCCUAUUACUUUAAAAACUUGUCCCUGUAGGAUACUGACAUAGGUAUGCAUCCAUAACGAAAGGUAGGCAGAUAUCAAAGCUCUUGGAAGACUAGGUUUCAAGGCUAGCACCUGACAGAUAAGUAGAGUUGUGGAUUCCAGUUUCCAAAAGGUGUUGUUUACUAACUGAAUGGCAGGGUGUAAUUUGGAAGGUGUGACUGUGUCACAGAGAUGAAGCACACCUGCUAAAACUGUUCCCUGCUACACAGAUUUUGAAGAACAGGGACUUCUUUCAUGUCACAAAUUGGGAGCAAUGCCAGGGAAAAUCUGUUCUUUUGCAGCAGUUCACCUCAAGCAUGUAUCUAUGGUUAACGUUAUGCUAUGCAUGUGUCGAACACUUUCCCAAAGACAUCAUCGAAUCUGCAAGAAACAGUGAGGGGAAGGGACUUGACCAUGAAUGGUGAUGUCAAUAGAUUGAUUCUUUGCUCAAAAAAAAUGCUAACGCCUCCGUCAAAGGUCUUUGAUCCAGUGAGCGUUGACAUAGAUAGUUACAAUCACUUUGCAAUUGCUUUGUUGAAAAAACGGUAAAGAAAAUAAAAACCACUGUUGGUACUUUCAACAGGUUUUGCUUUUGUAAGUCAGUGUAAAAUUCACUGCACAUUUUUAACAUGCAUGAGAAGAAUGGCAGAGAAGGGAUUGCUGAGAAGGAAUUAAAACACAAUGUGGUACCUUCUGCUUGUCUUUCCACAAAAUGUUAAAAUAGUCUUCCACAACUUGGUUAAUUUGUUUUGUAAAUGGCUUGUUAGGUAUCAUUUGAUCUUUGUCUGGUUUAAUUAUCAAAGAUCAGCAUGGCAGUCUAUAUAUGCUAUUGAGCUACAAUAAUUAUAUUCAGCCCCUAAAAUGAGCAUUUAUUUGUUUAGGAGCAAGCUUGUACAUAAUGCACCAUAAACUUUAAACCUUUCUCAUCCUUAAUUGUUUCAGUUUUGGUACAUACAAUUAAAGUGUGUGGGAGAGGGAGUUUGUUUUGCACUGCUUAAAAGAAAAGAAAAAGAUAAAUGCCACUGGAUGUAAUUUUUGAAGCUGUGUUAUUUAAACAAAUAUUUUGUAGUUAAUUAUACACUAUACUACAUAUUUAGGAGCUACAGCAUGGUUUUCUGGAACUUGAGUUAUUUAUAACUAUAGUGGGUUUCUCAAAAUAAUCAAGUGAGGUUCCCAUCUUCAGGCUCAGAUACGUUUAUUUGAAAUCAUGUUUGCUAAAAAGUCAGAUGUCUUUAUUCUUUCUCUCUCUCCCUUUGCCGCACUCAGCUAUGACUACUGCAGCAGUCCUAUGCACAUUUACGUGGGAGUAAGUUCUGCUGAAAUCAGUGGGGCUUCAGAUUUUACAUUCAUGGUAAGAAAAAAUACCCAAUAUGGUACUCUGUAGAUAAAAGCAACCCUAGUUGGUAGUGACAUGUAUCAAGCUGUAUGGAACAAAAUAAACAGGCUGUAAUCAGCAAAAUUUUGAGGGUGUACAAAACUAAAUCACCCUCUCAAAAAAAAAAUAAAAAAUGGGGGAGAGGGUGAUAUUUGGACCCCACGUCCAAUGUUGUCACUAAGUCUGCACCUUCACACUGCCACAUAUUACUUCUAGAGCUGGGCGAUACAUCGAUAUAUCGUCCAAAACCGGUUUGAAGUCCAUAUCGUGAUACCGGUUUCAUAAUUUUUGACCGGGCAAUAUAUUGCAAAUCAUGGUGUGUUUGUGUAUGUGUGCUAUGCAAAAAUCAUAUUGCAGGAAAAACUGUGAAGCCAGCCAAUGCCUCUACAGAGCUCCAUUCUUACUUCCUCGUGAUAUAUCAGUAUAUUGUGAUGUUUAGCUGGUGAUACAUUGUGAUGUGUGCUGUAGAUUUGGGUUUGUGUAAUAUGUCUGUUUGUGCACAAAGAUGCAGAUAAACUCAUGAGUUCUUGAAUAUAUGGAUCUUUGUCCCAUUGUAAAGCUGGGUGUUUUAUUUUUUAUUUUAGUUUUUGAUACUUAGUUUUUAUUGUUUGUUUGUUUGUUUAACUUGCAUUCUGCGUUCCUCCCAAAGGUGCCCAGUGUACAUAUUUGCAAUAAAAAGUGAUGUAACUAAAAAACAAAAACAAAAAAAAACAUAUGGAUACAUUUAAAAAAACUUAAAAGCAUAUAAAAGCAUUUAAAAACAAUAAACGGGGGAAAUGUUGAACAAAAUUUUAAAGCGGCAGAUUGUUGUGUCUGGAUAGGCCAGCUGAAAGAGAAAGGUUUCCAGCAAGCAUCUUAAAUGGUGAAGUGAGGUUGCCUGCCUAACAUCAAUAAGCAGGGAGUUCCAGAGUACAGGCAUUUCUGUGGAUAUUGUGUGGUGGGCUGUCCAGGCGACGAGAGACCCCCCCCCCAAAAAAAAGCCUCACUGAUGUGGUCCAAAGAAAAGCAGAGCAAUGCAUUUUUCUGGAAGGAGGCGUACAAGGUGCUAUCCAACCACCUUAGGGACUCUAAUCCGGAUUUGUGUAGGGUUCACUCUUCAGCUUUUUCUUUUCCCGGAGAAAGAAUGGAUCAGAGAUUUGCUUCCUAGAUGGGCUACCUUCUGGGUAGACUAGCCCCCAUCUGCUCCUCACUACAGCAUGUCCAUAAAACUGCCUUCUUGACCAUUGGACCCACUAUUGGUCUCAUCUGCUGAAUCAGUUGACGUCUGUCUUCAUGAGCGGGGGAAGUUCCUAACUCACCAAGGGUUCCUAACUCACCAAGGUCCUAACUCACCAAGGGUUGAGAUCCAUCGGCUACCCUCACCUGGUUCAGCCGGCCAGUUGGAGCCAUUCCCGACGUGUGGCCACUGUGUCAUGCUGACAGCUUCUAGGAGCCACAGAUGAGAGCUGAGUGGAGGAUGAGGACUAAAGGUGGACAAACUACACCAUGGCAUGUCCCCCACCAGAGGUACUACCCUCCCCUAACAUCCCAUACCCCCCAACCCCCCUGAAUCUCUCUUUCUCUCUCUCUCUCUCUAUAUAUAUAUAGUUUCUCAGAAUGUCAUAGACAAAGAUGCUCUUCCCAUGCCGUGAACAAGAGUUUUUACAGUAAACCUUCAAGGUGAAUUUCAUGGUUAGGGGUCUUGUCCCCUCGCAAAGAAUCCAGGCCCAAAGUGCAAUAAGACACGGGAGAGUUUAUUUACUCUUAAAAACUGAGCUGCACUGUUACAGUUUUAUCUGCCCCAAAAACAUCUUUAUCCCACCUUUCUGCUAAGAGUGGCUUCCGAGAAGAUUUACAGAUUCAAUUUUAAAGCCAUCAAAUGGCAAAAACUAAUUAAAAGUUCCAGAUCUCCAGAUCUUUCCAAACCUUGAUGUAAUUAUCCUUAAAGAGAUUACUAUUCCUAUUUGUUAAUCAGAUACCCAGGUAUUUUGUUUUGUUCACUAUUGCCAGACCUGAUGUUUCCUGUAAAUAAUCUCUUUCCUGUGUUGAUAUGUUUUUUGCUAGCAUGUUGGUCUUACUUUUAUUUAAUUUGAAUCCUGCAACCUUUCCAAAUUCUGAUAUUCUUUCUAAAAAAUUUGGCACACUUUCCACCGGAUCUUCAGUUGUUAUUAUCAAGUCAUCUGCGAAGGCCUUUAUCUUAUGCGAUUUCUCCCGAACAGUUGUACACUUUAUUUCUUUGUCUUUUCUAAUUGCGAUCAUUAAGAAUUCCAAAACCAUUAUAAACAGUAGGGGCGAAAGAGGACAACCUUGUCUGGUCCCUUUAUUUAUUCUGAAUUCCUAUGUCAUCUCGUUGUUGAUAAUUAACUUAGCUCUUUGUUCUUUGUAUAUUGCCUCUAUGCCCCUGCUGAAAUUUUCUCCAAAUCCUAUCCUCUUCAGUGAUCUUUUCAUAAACUUCCAAGAGACACCAUCAUAAGCCUUCUCUGUGUCGAUUAGCAUUAAGAUAGCAUUUUUAUCCGAUCUUAUUUCUAAGUACUCCAAAAUAUCAAUAAUAUUCCUUGUAUUGUUAUGCAUGUGUCUACCCGGUAGAAAGCCUGAUUGAUCUCUGUUUAUUACUUCAUUUAGUACUUUUUUUAACCUAUCAGCCAAAAUGCUCGCAAAUAUUUUAUAAUCAUUGUUUAAUAGAGAUAUAGGUCUGUAGUUUUUUACUGAUGUUCUAUCCGUCCCUUGUUUGGGUAUCAGCAUGAUAUAUGCGUCUUCCCAGGACUUUGGUAUUUUCCCUUCUUUCAAUAUACCAUUUAGUAUAAUUUUCAUUGGUUCUGGUAGCACAUCUUCUAAUUUAAUUAAAAUUAUCAUUACUAGGUAGAAUAUCUGUGGUUAAAAUGAGCAUCCUGCCCAGGAUGAUAUUCUUAUUUCAAAUGAUACCAAUAAUUGGUGGGGUAGGAUGCUUUAAACAGCAGGGGGGAAAUCUAACCAAAUUUAUUUGGCAAUAUAAAACAUCAAAAAUUAAAUAUAAAUUACUAAAAGAUAGUAAAAACACAGGUUUGUCAUUACCUGACUUAAAUUUAUACUAUGAUGCAGCGUGAUUCAUGUGGUUGAGAGAAUGGCUAACAUUAGAAAAUGGUGACCUAUUGGAUUUGGAGGGCUUUGAUAAUCGUUUUGGAAGGCACGCUUACCUAGGGUAUGAGAAAGUGAAGGUGCACAGAGGUUUCCUUAAUCAGGUCAUAAGAAAAUCAUUAUACAAAACUUGGGAGAAAUACAAAGAACUUUUAGAACCCAAAGUACCCUGGUGGCUGUCACCCAUAGAAUCGUUAAUGAUUAAGAAGAAAAACAUGGGAACAAAUUGGGCCAGAUAUAGGGAUUUGCUAGAAGAGAAUAAUAAUAAACUAAAAUUAAAGGAUUAUGAAGAAAUGAAACCCCACCUAACAGGGUGGAUUCAAUAUCACCAGCUACCAGUAAUCAAUAUCAAUAUCACCAGUAAAUUUAAUGAAGACAAAAGAAAUAAAGGAUUUGCAACAGAAGUCUCACUAUUGGACAAAAAUUUAUUACAAAGCAAAGUAAAAGUAAUUUCUAAAAUGUACAGAUUAUUGUUAGAGUGGGAGGUUAAAGACAAACAAAUUAAAGAAGUAAUGAUAAAAUGGGCCAUAGACUUGGGUAAAAACAUUCAGAUAACACAAUGGGAAAAACUUUGGAGGGGAAACUGGAAGUUCACAGCAUGUGAAGCUAUAAAAGAAAAUAUGAUAAAGAUGUUCUUUAGGUGAUAUUUGACACCUACAAAAAUCUGUAAAAUGUAUAAAACUAAAUCCAACUUAUGCUGGAGGUGCAACCGAUCAGAAGGCAUGCUUAUACACAUGAGGUGGCAAUGUGAAAAAGUUAAGGGCUUCUGGGACUUUGUUUUUGAAGAAAUGAAGAAAAUCUUUAGAUAUAAUUUUUUUGGGGGGGGGGGGGGAACAGAAGACUUCUUGCUGGGAAUAACUGAUACAGAUAUACCCAGAGAAGACAAGAAUCUAUUCUUGUAUGCUGUGGCGGCAGCUAGUAUCCUGAUCGCAAAAAAAUGGAAAAAAAGAAACAAUUCCAUCUAAACAAGAAUGGCAAGAUAAAUUAUUCAGUUACAUUGAACUAGCCAGGCUGACAGACACAAUCAGGGGCCACAGCAAACAAAAACUUCAGAAAGACUGGGGAAAAUAUAGUGAUUAUCUGAAGAAGCAAUGCCUGCAUAUUACUUCUUGGACUUGUUUUAAUUAACUUCUGUAUGUGGGACGCGGGUGGAGCUGUGGGUUAAACCACAGAGCCUAGAACUUGCUGAUCAGGAGGUUGGUGGUUCGAAUCCCCACGACGGGGUGAGCUCCCAUUGCUCGGUCCCUGCUCCUGCCAACCUAGCAGUUCAAAAGCACGUCAAAGUGCAAGUAGAUAAAUAGGUACCGCUCCGGCAGGAAGGUGAACGGCGUUUCCGUGCGCUGCUCUGGUUCGCCAGAAGUGGCUUAGUCAUGCUGGCCAUAUGACCUGGAAGCUGUACGCCGGCUCCCUCGGCCAAUAAAGCGAGAUGAGUGUCGCAACCCCAGAGUUGGCCACGACUGGACCUAAUGGUCAGGGGUCCCUUUACCUUUAAACUGAUGUACGGUUAGAAUAAAGACAAUCAAAAUGGAAAGUAAGUUUAAAAAGAAGAUUACUAUGGUUGAUAUUAGACCCGCGUAGAGGAAGAAGGAAUUCAACAAAGAAAAUGGAGUCAAAUUUAGGUUAAUACAUAUCUUUAUUUUUAGAGAUACAUUCUUUUUUCUUAUUUGUUCUUUUUUCUAUUUUUAUUUUAUUUAUUAUUUGUAUUUUGUUUGUAAUAUAUUGUAUGUCUCUGUGUUGUUUUCUGUAUGUUUGUCAGCAUAUAAAUAAACUAUAUAUACAAAAAACCCCCACUAAUUAAACGUUAAUGUGAAUACAAGAAAUAAAAAGGCAUUUUAAAAGACCGCCGUGAAACAAAAUGAAUUGUGCACUAAGUAUUGUUAAAAGCACAGGCCAAAUAGGACAGACUUUACCUGGCACCUAAAAAUAGUACAGUGUUACCAGGCAAACUCACAGUUUGGGUACUACCAGUCCCUGUGUCCAGUAGCCACUCAUUAAUUCUCUGAUGGUGGGAAUAUACAGGGAAUUCUGGCAGACCUUUAAUUGGCUGACAGGCUCCUAGGAUAGCAAUCGUUCCUUUAGCAUGGUACAAACCACUUAAACCUUUGCAGUAUGGUAAAUGUGGGGGGUUUUGCCACUUCUGCAGGAUAUUGCAAUAUAGAUGUGAGAAUACAAACAAUGCUAACAUUUCAAACACCACCAUGAUAGUAAUAAUAUUUUUUCUUAAUACUUAGGUGCUAAAGUAAUUACUUUGUCCCUGUUCUCUUAUGCUCAUUGCUUUCAUGGGGGAGAGGUAGGCAGUAUAGAGUAUAUUGAUUCUGCUGGGUCUCGUGUCCAGAGCAGGUCUUCUAACACCUACCUGUCAAAACCAUAUUAUAACAAACCCUGGUUCUGUGUUUGUGAUUUCCAAGCAUUCAUUUCAAUUCUAGUGCCAAGCUCCUAGGAUACCAACCCUAUCAUUGACGUAUAGCCUGCUGCAGAGAUGGGAAACCUGUGCCCCCUCCCCAAGAUGAUGUUGGCCUCCAACUCCCAUCAUCCCUGACAUUGGAGCAGUGUAUCCAGCACAAAGUGCAAAGAGUAAGUAUGCACUAAGGGCUGCUUCUGUUAGCUAUAAGCCUACUGCCGCCAUUGGUGAAAGCAGUGGGGAGUGCAGCCAUUUUGAGCUGGGGAAACACCACAUGUUCCAUCCUACCCAUUCCUCUUGUAGACCAUUCAUAAGGUAUCCUUUCUUGCAGGAUGAAAGCUUGGGCAUCUGCAGCAGAACGAACAAACAACAUGGAGAGUGCUCCAGUGUGUACAGGAUGUGUGAGUAUUAUCUUAAUGACUACUUUGUCCUCCCCCAGCAAACGAGUCUGCAAAUGCAGACAUCAGUGGAAGUCAGAGCUAGUCUGCAGGUGUCUCCCUUUCUUGAGACCUCACUCAUGGGCCCCUAAUGAACCCCUGGUCAUUUGGUUACAGCUGUUACCCAUUAUGCAUUAUCAUGUACAUGUUUCUCACGUCUCUCCACAGGCAACCAGGCAAGCAUCCAACACAAGCAGAGGAAAGGAUGUUCCUCUCUUCUAGUCCAGUGCCCAGUGGAAGGCCAGUUGCUCCUCUGGGAGGUUGCUCUGGUACCUUUCUAGAGUACAUGGUACACAGUAAUUUAGCAAAUGCAGCCUGGACCUGAGAUGAUGAUUAUGGAAUGAGCUGUUUGCUGUGCAACUGUCGCAGAUACAGGAACCCUGCUGCCCUAACUCUCCAUGUUGUGAUACAGUUUAAUAAAAAAGCCAUGACUGUU